Osmia lignaria (orchard mason bee) is the source of this 1139-nucleotide messenger RNA. RefSeq lists its product as uncharacterized. The record is from RefSeq and is a predicted model, not a curated record. NCBI's taxonomy places the organism in Eukaryota, Metazoa, Arthropoda, Insecta, Hymenoptera, Megachilidae.
AUAUUGAAUUCUAGUAUUCGUUUUACCAGUGAAUACCAGACAAACUGAUAAAAUUUAAAACUAAUAAUAUCAUUUUGCUUGGAACAUAAAAUAAUGCAACACCAUAUCUUCUAGUAUGCCUGGUAGUAUGAAGAAAAAUUGAAAAUGAUAUAUUACUGCAUAAACCAUCUCAAAAGAGUUUAUUCACUUAUGAAUAGUUGUAGGGCAUUAGAUGAAUUUCAAUUGAAUUUUUUAGUAAAUGAAACAAGUAAAUUAAUUUAUCAAUGUGUUUAAAAUCAUACUGCUUUUGUUCAAAUUACUAUAAUAAAUCUUAGAAGGCUGGAUCGACUGUCGUUUGUCGAAAGCUGUAGUCAAUUGACAAAAUGAUUCACUGAAGCAUCAUACUGCUUAUAAACAUAUUAAAAAUGUUUAUUUAUUUGAUAGCUCUGGUAGCUACAUUAUUCAUUAUUUUUGGACUGUUACACGCUAGGUGUUUAAAUGAUUGGCUGCAAUCAUCGAUUCGCUUACCCUUCAACGUUUCCAGUAGACUAAUUCGGAGGCCCGUGAAUGAAAUAUCCUUGCAAAACGAAAGCCUGGAAAAUAAUUUAACAUCUGAGAGACCGUUCCUUGUAACCAGUGAAUGGGGAGAACACGACGGUAUUUCUGUUACAUUUAACAAUGUAGAAAGGUUGCCAGACUCAAUUUUGGAUGAACCUGGAAUUAAAUUAAGGAAUCCACGAUACAACUUUGAAGAUAUACCACCAAUUGAAAUGAAAAAAGAUCCUGAUCUGGCUGGUACGAAAACAUUGCAACUAGGGAUAGCAAAGAAUAACGCAAUCGGAAAACAAGAGGCAAAUGAGAAUAUAUUUGAAUCAUUAAAAAAUUCCAUUGAGAAAACCGCUGCUAGUCAAUCAGGCAGAUUAAAUACUAAACAAAUAUAUAAUUUAAUCAUGAAAGAGACUAUGAAAGAAAGCGAAGCAAAACAAAAGUUAGUGGAAAGUUUUAGAAGCAAGCCAAUUGAAUCGCCGAUUGAAAUACGGGAUCAUUUUGCAUCGUCAUCGUCGAAAGAAGAAGAUGAAGAUAAUCUUAAUAAAUCAAAAUCUAACGAUACCAUCUAGUAUUAAAAUAUAAUAAAUUUAAAAUAAAAUUAUAAUGUAAAA